Molecule: messenger RNA, 708 nt
Organism: Rotaria socialis
Lineage: Eukaryota; Metazoa; Rotifera; Eurotatoria; Philodinida; Philodinidae
Source: the annotation of a GenBank genome assembly
AUGAGUUUUCAAUGGAGCUUUCUUGCAACAUUUCUCUAUAGUGAAAUAGUUGCUGUCAUUAUUCUACUUUUGCCAUUUAUUUCACCAGUUCGUUGGCAAACACUUUUUAAGUCAAGACUUGCUAAAGCUUUUACAGCUGGAGCCGGAUAUUAUUUUAAUUUUAUCAUAUGCGUUUUUGCUUUACUUUUUCUUGAUUCAAUUCGUGAACUUCGUAAAUAUGCAAGUCUUGGAGUUAAGGAUUUAUCAACGCCACAUGCCGAAUCUCUUGCACAUAUGAAAGAAUUUCGUUCACAAAGAAAUUUCUACAUAGCUGGUUUUGCUCUUUUUCUUUGGUUUGUUGUUCGACGUUUAAUUAAUCUAUUAUCAACAUGUGCUCGCCAAAUGGCUGAUUCCACUGCCGCACUGAAACAAGCGGAAGGUGCACAACGUCAUUUCGAAGGACUUAAAGCCAAUGAUCCAAAAAAAAUUGAUUCACAAGAAAGUGAAGCAUCGACAGGAAAUGCAUCAAAUUCUGUUGAAUUAAAAAAACGUGAAGCUGAAGUUGAAAAAUAUAAACGAGAAGCAAUUCAAGCCAAGGAAGAUUUGCAAACACUACGUGAACGAUAUAACAAUUCUAUAGAAGAAUAUGAUAAACUCAAAACAGAACAUCGACAAGCACAAAUUCAACUAGCGAUGAAAUCUGAUAGUGAUUCAUCAAAAGACAAAUAA